AUGGGUAGUGAGGUGCUGGAUGCUGCGAGCCGCGAUGAUGUGCGCACGUUUCUUUCACUCACCGACGCCAGCCUUCGAUAUUUGACGAAGAAUGUCUGCUUUGUGGGUAAAGCUGCUGACCUCGCCACCCUCGCUGAGCGGCUUGAAUCCUGCCACGAGGAAGAGUUUGGGAUGUCCCCGCUUUUCUGCCCUGACUUGAUCGACGAAACAUGCCAGCGCGGCAUAUUUCCACUAGCCAUACCUAUCGGGGGUGGGCACUACUUAUACGCUCCGAAGCUACACAUACAACGCAGCUUGACUCAGCUUCUGCCACCAGUGAGAGGAUUUCCUAUUAGCAGCAACGAAGGCGAGGGGGAGUUUACAACGGCGCGCCUCGGUGUUUCAAAAAGAUAUCUGCGUGAGCAAAAUAAUGUUACUCGUGCAGCUUCGUUUGAUGUCUUCAUCAACCGUAUGGAAGAUCUGGCGCCAGUACUGGCUCUCAUUCGAGCACAACACGGCGAGAAUUGGCUUUGCCGCGCACUCCGCGUCUGCUUUGUGAAUAUGUUUGCGAAUAGGAGCCGUUAUCGGACCAAAGUUAUCGUUAUAGCUGUUCGUCGCCAUCGCUACGACGCCAGAGGUGAUGCUAAAGUGGAGAACACGACACAUGGGGCGCUCAUUCCAACUGACGGUGCCCCUGUUGAUGAAGGCGACCUUGUCGCCGGUGAGUUGGGUUUUAUUGUUGGUGAUACCUACUGCUCUGCCACUGGGGCGUACAGCGCGAGCGGCGCAGGGACACUGCAGCUGGCGGUCACCGGCGCGGCGAUGCGUUCGGUGGGGUGCAGUGUGUGGGAUUUAGGCAUGAUGAUGGAGUACAAAAACCAUUUUCUGGGGUGUGUGCCACUCCCCCGGAAGGAGUGGAUAAAGUUUGUGCAGGACCACACCAGGGACAAGUCUGUGCCCGAAAAUAUUGCACGAUUGCUAAGUGAGCGGUACAGCAGCGGGGUACCAGUGCGAGAGCUCCUGAGAGCGUGA
Molecule: messenger RNA, 1011 nt
Organism: Trypanosoma grayi
Lineage: Eukaryota; Euglenozoa; Kinetoplastea; Trypanosomatida; Trypanosomatidae
Exons: 1
Coding region: 1-1011 (336 amino acids)
Biological process (GO): protein catabolic process
Cellular component (GO): cytoplasm
Molecular function (GO): leucyl-tRNA--protein transferase activity
Source: RefSeq, a predicted model, not a curated record